GGGGGAGGGAGGAGGGGGGGGAAAAAAAGAGCUGGUGCCAGCUGACUGGUGGGCUGGACGGGGGCUUCAAUGCAGCUGCAGCUGCUCAUUCAGAUGCUGAGCACCAGCGGAGGACCAGCGGAGCACCAGCGGAGCACCAGCCGGGAAGCCCCACCACCAGCCCCGCUUCCCCGCCGCCAGCGCCUCUCCCUCCCGCUCCACAGCCCCGCUCCGGCCCGGGGACUCCCCCCCCACACCGCCGGCCACCAGUUAGGCGGAGGGCAGUCCGGGACGCCCACCGGGCGAAUUGCGGCAGUAGAAAGCCUGAACGCUCGGAGCCCGUCGUAUGAAAUGCGUCACCCCGAUCCGGUUUCCACACGUCGGCUCUCCGCUCCCGGACCCUUCCCAGCACUGAUUGUUUCACCAGGUAACCGCAUGCGCGGCUCGGUGUCCCCGCGCUGAGCCCGGAGAGCACGAAGGGUACAGGGGUCAGGGAGACCACAGCGGCCCGAGAGGCGGCCCGGGAGGCGGCCGGACAGGCGGCCCGGAUGACGGCCGGACCCGCCGAGGCCCCGGGGCCGUCGGUGCCGGUGCACCGCUGCCGCGGGGGACUCCACGCCAGCAACGGCACCUGCGCGGAGCAGCUCAGCCUCUUCCCGCCCUUCUCCUCCGCCCUCGCGCUCCUGGUGCUGGUGGCCGUGCUCGUGGGGAUCGUCCUCGUUUCCUUGGCAACCUUCCACUUCCACAAAAGGAAGCUCCGGAACAAGAAGAUCCGGCGCGCGCAGGAGGAAUACGAGCGCGACAGUCGCAACCCCGCGCGCGCCGGGGAGCCCGCGAGGCCGUGCGUCAUCGUCCGGCCGGCGAGGCGCGAGGAGAAGCCCUCGUGCCAGAGCGGAGAGGCGGGAAAGGGGGAGGCGGAGGACCGACAGACGGCUCCUCCGGACUGUUAGCCUAGCUCAACUUCAGGGAACGAGACUGUGGAAUAAACAGGAAAAGCAAUAAGGCACAAAGAACUCCCACUCCCAUCUCCACUGCUUGUAGUUGACUUAGAAUUCGUCGGAAAAGCAGAAUAUUAGCUCUAGGUUAGUCUAAAACGACCGGUGACACACAGGCUAGCUGCGUGGACACACACUCUCCUGAUAGUCUCUAGCCAGCCGGUACCUCCUUAUGGGACUGUGUAAAGUAUUUGCCUGCUUUGACUUUUGGACCUCUUCCUCUUCCCCUGUCUUGUUUAAACCUCCAGGAUGUUUAAACUUUCAGUCCCUUCCCUGGGAUGCGACACAUAGUUGUGUUGAAUUAUUAAGAGCUGGUGACACAACUCAGACCUUAAUGGCUGGCUGAUCUUCCUUGGCAUGUCCUCUGACACACUACCAGUAGUAGUUAGACUAUAAUGGAUGUUGUGGUGCUGUUAGGCAGCGCAAAGCUGCGCAUACGCUGUAGAAGCGGCUUUAUUUGUUUGCGUAGUCUUCUUUUCCUUCAAUUAAGUGACUUAGCAUAUUUGUCCUCCGGUGUCUGGCGGACGUCUGUAGGUAGCUUUAGACGGCUUGACAGGAUGCAAGACCUUUCGCUGUAGUUAUGCACACAGACUUUCUUUUCGUUCCAAGUGUCAGAUGGUGAGUUUUAGCGAUUAUACGGUAUUUUCGGUUAUGAGUAUUUAUAAUGUAUUCUCUGACAUGUAAUAAACUGAGAAUUCUUCCAACGAAGGCUUCCGAUUGAGGCCAGUCCCUUCCUUUUUUUGGAUCACUCACAUUGUAUCAUAGUGGGCCUAUUAGAAACGAUAUGUCAUUUACUCCAUGACUUCAUUGUAAAUGUAUGAUGGCAUUACGCGAGCUGGAAUGUUUUGCAGUAACAUAAUCUUUCUGGAGUUCAUAUAAUCUGCCUUAUCAAAGGGAAAUAUGUAAUAUUGAAAAUUUAUAAAUAAAUCCAUGAUACCUACA
This is a messenger RNA of Menidia menidia (Atlantic silverside), 1916 nucleotides long. The record is from the annotation of a GenBank genome assembly. NCBI's taxonomy places the organism in Eukaryota, Metazoa, Chordata, Actinopteri, Atheriniformes, Atherinopsidae.